Molecule: messenger RNA, 1852 nt
Organism: Rhipicephalus microplus (southern cattle tick)
Lineage: Eukaryota; Metazoa; Arthropoda; Arachnida; Ixodida; Ixodidae
Product: neprilysin-1-like
Biological process (GO): protein processing
Cellular component (GO): plasma membrane
Molecular function (GO): metalloendopeptidase activity
Source: RefSeq, a predicted model, not a curated record
AGCAAUGCAUCUGACAACCGUGGUUGUCUAUGUCAUGGCCCCCGUCUUCAGCCGACUAAUUCCAUGCAGUAUAUCUCUAGCUGUACCAAAAGGAAAAGCCAAGAGUUACACUGUCUGCAACACAGAAGUAUGUAAAACGAGAGCACAGUCGCUUCUAAAAAGCAUCAACACAAGUGUCGACCCUUGCGACGACUUUUUCAGCUACGUGUGCGACGGCUGGAUCAAAGACCACCCGAUUCCAGAUACUGACAGCUCUUUCGGAACGUUUGAACAAACCGAAGAAAACAUGAAGAACGAACUUAAACGAAUAAUCGAAAAUGUAACUAACUUUGACCAACCGCAAAACUUGAUGGAGAUGGCGGCAACAAUGUACCAAGCAUGUAUAUGCGAAUAUUAUGAGGAAGAGCAACUCAUCCCUAUGGUGAAAGACCUUCUUCGUGAGUGGGGAUUCCCAUUAUGGCCCGCCAUGAGACCGACAGAAGUUCCUUAUAGAAACUAUACAGAACUUCUCGAGGCAACGUCCCUGUGGCCAUUUUUUUCUGUCAAUGUCGGUCAAGAUCUGAACGACACAAACCGUUUCAUCAUACAGUUAGAUGAGGCGCCAUUACCUAUCCUGGGCAGGCAGACACUCCUGAACCCCAAUGCUUCAGAUUUCAAUCGACGUAUUGUGGACGCAUACCUGUUUCUUAUUACCACAGCUGUAAUUGUUCUGAAUCCAAAUGCUACUGAAUACGAUGCUGGGAGUAUCGCAGAAAGAAUCUUCGUACUCGAAGCACGCCUCGCUUCGAUGACAGAGGACCCGGAUGAAAGAAGAGACAUCAAUGCGCUAUACCAAAAAAUCAGCAUUGGUGAUCUGAUGAAACAAGUGCCUAACAUACCGACUUUGGCAUGCUUAAACCGUACGUUUUCGCUGGCGAACAUAACUCUGAAUGAGACCGAGGAAGUCGCAAUAUUCGGGAUGUCCUACAUAAAAAAGGCCAACGAUUUUUUCGGUUGCAUAUAUGACCUAACGGACAUGUAUAACCUUGCCGGUUGGAGGCGUAUAUUCAAGCUUCUACUGCUGACGUCAAAGACAUUCUCGAAGGCUUGGCAGAAUCUGCUGCAAAUCGCGUACGGCGUGCGAAAAGAAAAACCGCAUUGGGAAUAUUGCCUCGCGAAGGUCACCAGUGCGAUGCCUUUCGUGGUUGGCAGAAUGUACGUCGAGAAGAACUUCAACGUCUCGGCGAAAAACGACGUGGAAGCGAUGAUAAAAAAUAUAACCACGACCUUCAAGGAGUCGCUCUCUUCAAGACCGUGGAUGACCGGCGAAACAAAACGAACAGCACUCAAAAAGGUUGACAAAAUCAUGCACAAGAUUGGAUUUCCAACAUGGAUUCUCAAUGAUACCGUUAUGGAAAACAAUUUUCAAUACGUCCAGUCAUUCAACAUAAGCACACCAUUCUUUAAAAUUGUACUAAUCUUUCAAGACAAUGCUGCCAUCAAGACGCUGCAAUUACUUAGGAAGAAACCAGACAAGAAAAACAGCUGGAUAACCUUCCCUACGGUGGUAAAUGCCUUCUACAGCCCCACGACAAACGAAAUGGUGUUUCCAGCCGGAAUACUCAGAGACUCCUUUUACCAGCACGGACUACCCCCGUCUGUCAACUACGGUGCGAUUGGCACAGUCAUUGGACACGAAAUGACACACGGAUUUGACAACCAAGGAAAGAAGUUCGAUGAGGAUGGGCGGCUGAGAAACUGGUGGAGCAAUUCGACACAAAAGAAGUUUGAUGCCAAGUCAAAGUGCUUCAUAGACCAAUACAGCGCCGUCUUUAGUGAACUGGCCAACAGAACGCUGUACCUGCACCUGUAG